UUUGAUUCUCUCUCCAAGGAUGAUGUCUAUGGGAAUAAUCGUUUGGUAAGUCCCCAUUAAUCAGUGUACAGAAGGAAGAAGGGAUGUGAGAAUGACUUGAUGGAGGUCACGUAGUGUGGGAAGACUUCAUGAUGGUGGUGAGGGUGUAAGAAAAAUCUGUGUUUGUAAGUAACAGGGGGGAGCUUCUCUGGAAACAUAAGGGAAUCUGAAACACCAGCUUCUAGCCUGUACUGAAGGGAAGAUAAGAUGGGUGUCCUGAUAGUUGCCAAGACAACAUCUCAGGUGAAGAUUAAAACGGUGCCACAUCUUCUUGACCUCAGCUGUUCCACACUUGCAGGCAGCGUGUGGUGAUUUGAUCUUAACUGAAUGCCAGGUGCCCACCAAAGCUGCUUUGUCACUCACCUCCUCAACUGGACAGGGAAGAGAAAAUACAACAAAAAGCUCAUGGGUCCAGACAAGGGAGAUCACUUAGCAGUUACCAUCACGGGCAGAACAGACUCACCUUGGGGAAAUUAGUUUAAUUUAUUACCAUUCAUAUCAGGGUAGGAUAAUGGGGACUAAAACCGAAACUUAAAAACACCUUCUCACCCCUCCCUUCUUGUAUGCUCGAAUUCUAAACUACCUACUCCCUUCGAGCAGUGCAGGGGGACAGCUAAUGGGAGUCCUGGUCAGUUCAUCACACGUUUUCUCUGCUGCUCCUUCUCACACUCUUCCCCUGCUCCAUUGUGAGGUCCCUCCCGUGGGAGACAGUUCUCCAUGAACUUCUCCACAUGAGUCCUUCUUAAGGGUUGCAGGUCUUCAUGAACUUUCUAGUGUGGGUCCCUUCCAUGGGGUGCAUUCCUUCAAGAAUGACUACUCCAGCUUGGAUCUCCCGUGGGGUCACAAGUCCUGCCAGAAAACCUGGUCCAGCGUGAGCUCUUCUCUCCAUGGGGCCACAGGUCCUGCCAGGAGCCUGCUUCAGCACAGGCUUCCCACAGGUCACAGCCUCUUCCAGGCAUCCACCUGCUCCAGUGCAGAGUUCCCCAUGGGCUACAGGUGGCUAUCUGCUCCACCAUGGACCUCCAUGGACUGCAGAGGGACAGUCUGCCACAUCAUGGGCUUCACCAUGGGCUGCAGGGGAAUCUCCGCUCCAGCGCCUGUCACCUCCUCCUUCACUGACCCUGGUGUCUGCAGAUUGCUCUCACAUAGUCUCACUCCUCUCUUCCACUGCAACUUGUGCAGAUUGUUUUUUUCCCCCUUCUUAAAUAUGUUAUCCCAGAGGCACUACCACUGCUGCUGAUGGGCUUGGCCUUGGCCAGCGGUGGGUCUGUCUUGGAGCUUGCUGGCAUUGGCUUCAUCGGACACAAUGGAAGCUUUUAGCAGCUUCUCACAGAAGCCACCUCUGUAGCCACCCCUCCCCCCAAAACCUUGCCAUGCAAACCAAACCCAUUACACGAUGGAAGCUGGAAGCUAGUUUUACUACAGGUGUCAGCAGAGAGGAAGGUCAUGCUGGACCUGGGCUGGUUCCUAUGUUGUGCUUCUGCUUGGGACAUCUGGAGCCAAUAGUAGAAGUAAGCAGUGGGGAAUGGGGAGAAGCCCAGCCCCACAGACUAAUGGUAGGACAGAGCAGCAAUAGCCUUGAUUUUUUUGCUGAAAGACCUAGUUGCUGCCGGCUCCAUCUCAUAGUCCAUGGAGAGACAUGGGCCAUCACCUUCCCAAGAUGAGUCCAGCUAGGUCAUUUGGGUUAUUUUGGGUCAUUUGCCAUUAGCAGCUAUCUUUUCGCAUUCAGGAGCCACACAAUGGGUUUCUUGUCCUGUUAGUGACCCCUAAGCUGGGGUCUUUCCUUGCUCCCUGCUGCUUGCAGCCUUGUGUUCAGCAAGGCUCUGUCCAGAGAACCAGCUUGAAGCCAAGCUGAGCAGAGCUGCGUGUCCACGGGGGGCAUUUUACACCCCCGGUUACUGCAAAUAUCCAUUUUCAUGUAUUUCUCCAUUCCUUUUCUUUAGAUCCCACACCCUGCACAGCAUCUUGUGCCCCAGAAACCAGGCACCUUCAGGCUUUACCCACAUCCUGCACCUGGUACCUCACCAUUUAGUGCCCACACCACACUGUUCCCCUCCUGACUUGGUUUCUCUUUGGUCCCUGCUGUAGUCCUGCAUCCCCCCUCCCUUGGAGAUCAGUGUGGGUAUGCUGCCCUUGACACAACAGUGGGAUGGCCGGCGUAUAGCCAGUAAUCCACAUACACUGCUAAGUGGGAAGCUCUGAAACACCUAUUUUCCUCCUUCACUCCUUCCUUUUAAGUAGCCGUAUAUGCAGCUGUAGGAGCUGUGUGCUUCUUAUCACAAUGUCCUUGUUGUUUCUGCUUGCUGUGACACAGAAAAGUACUGAAGUGGUUUGUACAUGGCAGGCUGCUGGCUGUUGAGCCAGGAUAGCUAUGUUAACUGUGGGAGGGGAAGAUGUAGCACCCCAGAGCGUGAAAGGAUGGGCAGAGUUGGUGUUCCUGUGAGGUGAGUAUUUGGGGUGGCUGGGGACACUGCUCAGUAAAGCCAGCAUUUGGCUGUGUCGCUGGAAGUAUCUCCCAGCCUUAGGCCCUUUACAGGCCUGGUGGUAUGCCCGUUUCAUGGGCUGAAAAAACACUGGGUUUUUUUUCCAGUGAAAACUGAGACCUCCUGAGGGUUACCCUCACUGUCCUAGUGCAGCAGCCAAAGGACAAGACCUCUCAGGUGAGUUGCCAGGGGCACAGGCAGCUGAAAUGACUUGGAGGAAAGGGCAGCUGGAACAACUUGUUCCCUUGCUUCUGAUGCCACCUUUCAAGUCAAGCGGCACGUCUGGGAGCCUCUGUCACAGAUGCCACAGGGUUACUACUUAACCUUCCCCAGAGUCCUUCAACUUGGUUUCUCUGUUAUUUUUCAAAGAACAUCAGUUUUCUCUCCUUAAUGCCUCUCUCUGCUGUUCCUGCAGGCCUUUGAAUUGGCAGAGCGGGAGCUGGGCAUCCCAGCCCUGCUAGAUCCCAACGACAUGGUCUCCAUGAAAGUCCCUGACUGCCUCAGCAUCAUGACUUACGUGUCUCAGUAUUACAACCAUUUCAACAACCCCAGCCAAGCAUCCCUCCGCCUAUGAAGCGCCCAGCUGCUGCCUCCUCACCUCCUCUGCUGUCCCACAAGAAGCCCGUGGCUGUGGUGGAGGGUCCCUCAGCACCGCAGGAUGAUGCCCCCUCGGACCUGUCGGAGCAGUCCCAGCGCACGACACUCAGCAGUACCUGCGCCGCCUGCCAGCAGCAUGUCCAUCUGGUCCAGCGUUACCUGGCCGAGGGCAAGCUCUACCACCGCCAGUGCUUUAGGUGUAAGGAAUGCUCCAGCACACUGCUCCCAGGGUCAUACAAGCCCGGGUCAGAGGCAGGGACCUUUGUCUGCACACAGCAUCGUGGUAAACUGGCCAUGAGUGGAAGGGUGGAGCGGAGGCCCAGCCCAGACCGACGGUCCCCAGAGCUGAGGACUGAAACUGGGGCUGGCAGCGUGGGUGAGGAUACCCUCCCCACAGGAGCAGAGGUGGGAAAGAGCGAUGGCGACUCCCUGAAGAGCGUGGCAGAGACCCAUAUGCCUGCAGAGGGGCUUGCUGGCCCUGUGGAGAAGGACAACAUGCCCAGCAAAGCAGAGACAGCGAUGGCCCCUGCUCAUGCAGGCAACGAGGCACCUGUCCCCCAAACUCCCCCCAGACCUCCCCUUCCCAGCAAGCCCACAGUGCUCAGCCAGGACAAAGCCAGCUCACUGGAUGGACGACUCAGGGAGAUGCGACCCACCCCUGCCCCAAGGAGGGCUGCGGACACGUCGGCCCUCUCCCCUCCGACCUCUCACCCAGUGCCGCGGCCCAGGUCCACUCUCCAGGGCGAGGGCAGCGAGUGUGGGCCUGCCGUCGUGAAUGGUAGGGCACCUGAACCCAGCCCCCCUGUCCCAAAACCCCGAGGGAGACCCUGCUCCUCUGAUCGUGCUGGAGCUGCUGCAAGAGCCAAGGACCCACCGUGGAUGGCCUUAGUGCAAGCAGAGCCCAAGAAGAAGCCAGCUCCCCCUCCCCCCCCGGGCAGCAGCCACGAGACUCUGAGUAGGACUUCAGAGGAGGAGGAUGGGGAGGAGGUAGGGAAAGCCAGGAGCGAGGAGAGCAGGUCUGACGCCACAGACCCCAGACCAUACAACCCCUUUGAGGAGGAGGAUGAGGAGGAAGAGGAGAGUGCUGCUGCCCAAAAGAGCACGCCUGAGCAGGAGCAGAGUGAGACUGCUGCCAAGCCUCUCCACCCCUGGUAUGGCAUCACUCCCACCAGCAGCCCAAAGGCAAAGAAGCGGCCAGCUCCACGAGCCCCCAGUGCUUCCCCACUAGCCCACCACCCCAUCUCCAGGCUGUCACACUCGGAGCCAUCGUCUUCUACUCCAUCUCCAGCCCUCAGCCUUGAGAGCAUCAACUCUGAGAGUUCAGCCAAGGUGCCGGGUGACACCGAUGAGGUCUCGGUGCCCAAAAGCUCCUCUGAACCCACUGUCCACACGCCAACAGCCACCAAGACCUCUAGCACUGACACGCCACUGGCCAGUGUCUCUUCCAGUGAAAGCCCUGCUGCCCCAGCCAGCCUCUCCACCAACUCCUCCUUCUCCUCCUCCAGCGAGCUGGCCAGCUUCAGUGGGGAGGCACAGCCCAGCACCCCACAUGCCAGCAGGAGUGUUUCCACUGGCAGCUUAAAGACCAGCCCCAGCCGGCUGCCCCCCAAGCCUCCUGCUGGGGCUAGCACUACAGCCGUCCUCUUGACUUCAGAUGGGGAUGCUGGGAGCCCCAAGACGCCUUCCUCACCCAAGCCGCAGCUGAAGUCUUCCUGCAAAGAGAACCCCUUCAACCGGAAGCCAUCACCUGCUGCCUCCCCCUCUGCAAAGAAACCUCCCAAGGGCUCCAAGCCAGUUCGUCCUCCUGCACCGGGUCAUGGCUUCCCACUGAUCAAACGCAAGGUGCAGACAGAUCAGUACAUUCCUGAGGAAGACAUCUAUGGGGAGAUGGAUGCCAUUGAGCACCAGCUGGACCAGCUGGAGCACCGUGGGGUGGCCUUGGAGGAAAAACUUCGCAGUGCUGAGAAUGACAGCCCCGAGGACAGCCUGCUGGUGGACUGGUUCAAACUCAUCCAUGAGAAGCAUGUGCUAGUGCGCCAUGAAUCGGAGCUUAUCUACAUCUUCAAGCAACAGAACCUGGAGCAGCGGCAGUCAGAUGUGGAGUAUGAACUGCGUUGCCUCCUCAACAAGCCAGAGAAGGACUGGACCGAUGAGGACCGAGGGAGGGAGAAGGUGCUGAUGCAAGAGCUGGUGACCAUCAUUGAGCAGAGGAACGCCAUUGUGAACUGCCUGGACGAGGACCGGCAGAGAGAAGAGGAGGAGGAUAAAAUGUUGGAAGCCAUGAUUAAAAGGAAAGAAUUUCACAAGGAGACGGAGACUGAAAGCAAGAAGAAAGGCAAAUUCAAGCCCAUGAAGGUGCUUAAGCUGCUGGGCAACAAGCAUGACUCCAAGAGCAAAUCGCCCAAGGAGAAAAGCUAGAGCAGGGGAACACCAGCAGUGGGAGGGAUGUGCUGCCUGACUGCCCUGGCCUCCCCACAGCUGGCCAGGAUGCCUGCCAGGAAGGGGGGCUUGUCUCCUUCCACUCCCCUCGCCUCUCCCCCAGCUCCCUCCCCAGGCACCAGAGCUGCUGCCCCAAGGAGAUGCCAGACCUCUGCCCAGAGUGGGGGAGUCCAACAAAGCACUCCCCUUCCCGAGACUGCAGAGGAACAUGACCAUCCCCUCCGUGAAGCCUUGCUAACGAGGUGGGGAGUAGACAGAUUUGCUUUUCAGAUAAUUACCCCAUUCUGUGUUCUUGUUAUUAACUGAGAAGCAAGCCAAGGAGUUUCGUGUUUGUGGGAAAACUUGCACUAACUGCCCCCCAUCCCUUCUCCCGCUCUAACUGUGACAGUUCCACGUGCCUCUGAUCUCCGCUAGGAUGGGACUGGGUCUGCCUGUCCCUCCCUGCCUACCCGCUCUUGUCCCCUUCCUGUCCCAUUUUUAAUUUCAGGAGAAAACCCUGGCAUUAGAAUCAGGAUUUUGGGUUUUACUGGCCUAAACUAAAAUGUUAAGAAAAUACUCCCGCAUCACAAGACUCUAGAGCCGUAGCCAAAAAAAUAACUGGUGCCCUAUUUAUUUUGAGCUGUCCCCUCCCUUGAGCGCCAGGGCUGGGCGGGCUCUGCAACAGGGCUGAGAGGACCCAAAGGGGACUGCGUACAGCUGCUAGGAUGUAGCUUAUGCACCUUACUCAGGACAUCUUACCCCCACUGCUGCUAAACACCACUGACUGCUGCCUUCACAGGGAGGGAGGAACGUUCGUUUUCCAGGCAAGGGCAGAAAAACUCAAGACUUGACUCAGUGCUGGCAAGGGGCACUAAGCUUGUGCCCCUGCUCACCAGUGCCACCCUUGAGCGGCUGGGGAGGGCGGCACAGUCACAACUGACCUUCACCCAGCUUCGUCUGUGUAUACUUUAAAAGUGUGCAGGGGUUGGCUGGUUAUUUUUUACACCUCCUUUACUAGAUGAAUUCAAACCCACCCUAAAAACUUUUUAAACCCCUUAUUUUAUUUGUCAUGUGUGUGUUCAUGUGUGUACAUUGGAGGAGGGAAUGGGGGAGUGGUGUUCUUCCAAGCAUCCCUUCUUCCUUCCAUUUUUGUUUCCUGCCUUAUCCUCCAAGGUGAGGAGUUAUUUAUUGAAUUGUUGGAUCAGUCUGAAUUAGUGUUUCAUGGGUGUUUGGUUGGUCAGCUGUUUGUCAUGCCUCCUCAUCAGCAAAUUAGACAUAACCAGCCCCGAGCAAUCUGCUGCAGUCCCUUCUAAAAACCUAACAGGCUUUAGCCAAAAUGCUCUCGGAGCAGUGCCUUGCAAGGUGGCUGGCAUGGUGUUUCCGGAAAGGGAUUCUCAUUUCCCAAAACCUGAGGGACCCAAGCCCCUCCUCAAUCCCAGUGUGGCCCCCGUGGCUGGGAGGUGGCAAGCCCGGCCCUGUUCUGGUGAUGCCGUCUCACUCUUGCCAUACCCCAGCAGGCUGAUGAGGAGCAGUGGUAGGGGAGGGGAGAUCCCAAGGCACAACUCUUCUCCGAGGAAAAACAAAUCCGCUUUAGAGCCUGCUGUCACGUUGCUGUUGCCAAAGGCCAUCGGGAUUGCUGCAGCCUGACACCCCUUGGCCCUGUGCCUGGUCAGAAGUUUGAUUUGUAAAUUACACUGUACUAACUCCAUGACUUCCAUUCACCUGAACAGAAAUAAAAGAAACAUUGGAUCUAAAAAACAA
Messenger RNA from Falco peregrinus (peregrine falcon), 7298 nucleotides. It is a transcript of the gene MICALL1, whose product is annotated as MICAL like 1. Gene Ontology annotation, biological process: actin filament bundle assembly. Gene Ontology annotation, molecular function: actin filament binding. The record is from RefSeq and is a predicted model, not a curated record. Lineage: Eukaryota; Metazoa; Chordata; Aves; Falconiformes; Falconidae. The transcript is spliced from 14 exons. Gene Ontology annotation, cellular component: actin cytoskeleton; plasma membrane. Bases 3093 to 5537 code for a protein of 814 amino acids.